AUGCUCGAUUCUAUCGAUUUCACUCGGACCGGAGCCUACCUUCUGCGGGAGAAUGGUUACUGGCGGCUGGAGUACUGCGACCUUAUCACGAGACGUUCGUCUUGCCCCAUCUUUGCACCGUUGGUGGAUGAAGACGAAAUUGAGAUCACUGGCUGGGACGGGCGAUACCCAGAGAUCCGGAAGGGCUUGUGGGAAGGUCGAGAGGUUAAGCUUUGGAUGGCUUGUACCGAUCUGGGCAUCAAAAAUCUGGAGACCAUCACACGAGCCUAUCACGCACUUCGAGGGCUCAACGUGACUGCCAACGUACUCGGACAUGUUGUGCGGGGCAAGCACGUUGUAGGAAUCAUGACGGACGUUUUACGUGGCAGGGUGCCGACCUAUUACGAUCGCUCUGCUGUAUUCGAAGUCCUUGCGAAGGUUCAGCAAGCCGGACUGAUCUAUCGCCAAGUCGGCGAUGGUGGUUUUAUCAUAGAGGAGGACGGCGUGAAGCUCCCAUGGAUGACUACGUUUCUUUUCGUGGAAGAUCCUGUAGAAAGGGCGUCCCUAGCUCAGCGUUGGCACUGGGAUUUGGGUCAGGGGUUCUUUGAGAGAUUGAAGUUCAGCUCCGCCUUCGACGAAGAUGAAAUCGCUCCUCCAGUCAUCGAUAUCCCGCGGAUGCCCUCGCCGCAGCGGCCUAUUCGCGUCUACGUUGCCUAUCUUUACUGCCCUGAUUCAUUCGACCGGCUCCCUUCCUUUUUGGACUCGCUUCUGAGAGGCUUCGCGUCCUAUGCUCGUAUGCCGCGCCAGCGUACGGAGCAAGGGAAGAAGCGAAGGGCAUUCAGCGACCUCCCAGCGGAGAACAAACAGGUCACAUUCCGGCGCGCUGCCAGCGAUACUUUCGUCGAUGCUCAGGUUCAAGGUCCCAGAAGGAGGCUCAAAAAGGAGGACAUCGACGACAGGGAGAUGAGGGAGAUGCCUGCCAGGCCUUGCUUGUUCCAGUUGAAGACGAUCUACCAACCUUACGAUCACUCCCAGCUUUCCAUCACGUGGAUCAAGGAAGAGAGGAGCCCUACACCUCUAAUUAGGUGGCGUUAG
This is a messenger RNA of Punctularia strigosozonata HHB-11173 SS5, 1074 nucleotides long. RefSeq lists its product as uncharacterized. The coding region runs from base 1 to 1074 and encodes 357 amino acids. Lineage: Eukaryota; Fungi; Basidiomycota; Agaricomycetes; Corticiales; Punctulariaceae. The transcript is spliced from 2 exons. The record is from RefSeq and is a predicted model, not a curated record.